UUUGAUUCUUUUUUCCACUCCCCUUCUGCUCUCUUCUCUAUCUCCUCCCACUCUCUUCCUUCAACUGUUCAUCGACGCGUCUAAGCUUUCCAUUCCCUUUCAAAAACUACCACACCUUCCUUUCAAUCACACCAAAACCCUAGUUACUAAUUACUCCAUCUUUAUCUCCUGUUCAUAUUCAUGCUCACUUCUCCUUCCCAUUUCCAAUAUUCCACUCUGUCCGAUCCUCCUCCGCUUCCAUGGACGGCGACAAGGACGCACGCGAUCCGGAACUUACCGGCUUCCCCACCGAGCCGAGCUGGGCCAACGCCUACUUCUUCACCAACGAUCGCGACACCACCGUACUCAGCGAAUUCGGCUGGAAUUUCAGCCCGGACGACCCGAUCGGGGCCGAGGACAGGUCCGAUAUGACGGGAAGCAGCAGUACAACUACUCCUGCUGAACAAGUUCCCGAAAGAAGCAGUAAUACUAGCUCCGACCCUGCCCUCUUGGUCGGAUCUGUCUCGUCAAGCUCCACCGAAGACCCGACGGAGAAGUCUACUGGCUCCGGCAGUACACCACCUCCCGAGACACCGAGUAGCACCACGAAGGUGAAUAAAAAGAAGGGGCAGAAGCGAAUCCGGCAGCCAAGAUUUGCGUUUGUGACUAAGAGUGAAGUUGAUCAUCUCGAGGAUGGCUACCGUUGGCGGAAAUAUGGACAGAAGGCUGUUAAGAAUAGUCCCUAUCCAAGGAGCUACUAUCGUUGCACGAAUAGCAAAUGCACAGUGAAAAAAAGAGUUGAGCGUUCCUCAGAAGAUCCAACGACAGUAAUUACAACGUAUGAAGGGCAGCACUGUCAUCAUACGGUUGCAUUCCCUCGCGGCGGCAGCGGGGGAGUCAAUAUAUAUAGUCAUGACCAAUCCGGCUUUGCCUCAGGAAGCCAGUUAAUGCAGCUUCCUCCAGUCUCGCAGUUCAUGCAUUAUCCAACUUCAAUUCAACCCAGAUCACAAAUUAGUUCGGCUCAAAAUUUGACAGUAGGGCGGUCGCAGUCGCACCGAUUAGCCCCGGCUGGUAGCACUCAUCAUCACCAUCAUGAUGAAACAGCCGGAGGAUCCCAGAGCACUAUUAUUAAUCAAAACCACGAGCGACUCCCAGUAGAACCAGUUCGUACAGAUGAAGGGCUUCUUGGGGACAUUGUUCCUCCAGGAAUGCGCAAUCCGUUUGAUGGAUAAGAUGUACUGGUGCACUUGCCCACUUGAAUUAUCAAGCUUCCAUAUCAUUUUGUUUGAUCAGCUGUCUCCUCGAAUCCUCGUUGCAGUUCAAAUCAUCAUUUUAGCCAAUUGCGCAAGUUGUCCAAUGCAAAAAUCAAAGAACUUCAUGAAGACAUCGAUACACUAUCAGAAAUUAACUAGCUAGUAAAGUAGUACCGUAGUAGGCGAUCAAUUAUCACAGUAGAAGCUAAUUUUUAAUUUCUCUUAUAGCCAGAGUUGAAGAUUCGAAGAAUCCCAGUAUCAUCUCAAGUGGUUGAUCGAUUAGACUACGUGGUCCAAUUCAAGCACCAUCACCUCCAUGCUGUCUAUACAUGUUAAUUACCUAACUAAUUGCAGUAUUUAUUAGUUAAGUAGUUUCACUGUACUUUGAGUCCUGAUCGAGGAUCUGAUAUUUGAUUCAGAUUGUGUACUAUAUCAUUUUUAUCAUCGUGAUAUAGGCCUGUUUGUUGAGUAUAUAAUCAAUAUUAAACAACGUCAUCCAUCUCUAA
Messenger RNA from Argentina anserina (silverweed cinquefoil), 1738 nucleotides. Its product is annotated as probable WRKY transcription factor 57. Gene Ontology annotation, molecular function: DNA-binding transcription factor activity; sequence-specific DNA binding. The record is from RefSeq and is a predicted model, not a curated record. Bases 240 to 1211 code for a protein of 323 amino acids. Lineage: Eukaryota; Viridiplantae; Streptophyta; Magnoliopsida; Rosales; Rosaceae. The transcript is spliced from 4 exons. Gene Ontology annotation, biological process: regulation of DNA-templated transcription.